Molecule: messenger RNA, 1327 nt
Organism: Drosophila biarmipes
Lineage: Eukaryota; Metazoa; Arthropoda; Insecta; Diptera; Drosophilidae
Product: mitochondrial tRNA-specific 2-thiouridylase 1
Exons: 2
Coding region: 83-1249 (388 amino acids)
Biological process (GO): tRNA wobble position uridine thiolation
Cellular component (GO): mitochondrion
Molecular function (GO): sulfurtransferase activity
Source: RefSeq, a predicted model, not a curated record
GUUUCUGCGGAGGAACCAUCUGCUUGGCCAACUUCCAGCACGUUGGCCUGAUAUUAAAUGAAAUAAAUCAACGCCGGACCGAAUGAUCCGCAAAGUAGUGGUGGGCGUUUCGGGGGGCGUGGACAGCGCCGUCAGUGCCCACCUGUUGGCAGAGCGAGGAUUCAACGUCCUGGGCGUCUUCAUGCGGAACUGGGAUGAACUGGACGAGGUGGGUCGCUGCAGCGGGGAGGCGGACUUGAAGGACGCGGAGUGGGCGUGCCGCCGGCUGGGCGUGGAGCUGCGCCAAGUAAACUACGUGCGCGAGUACUGGGCGGCGGUGUUCAGCCAGUUCCUGGACGACUACCAACAGGGAUUGACCCCCAAUCCGGACAUCCUGUGCAACCGCCACAUCAAGUUCGACCUCUUCCACAAGCACGUCCUUGAGAAUCUCGGCUACGACGCCGUGGCCACGGGUCACUAUGCCCGCAACAGCUUGGGCAACUUUCUGGAGGGGAUUGGGAGCCAAGAGGAAGCCCGUCUGCUUAUUCCCGCCGAUACCUUCAAGGACCAGACAUUUUUCCUGGCCGGGAUCCGACGACAAGCUCUGCAGCGCACCAUGUUUCCCCUGGGAGAUUUGCACAAGAGCCAGGUCAAGCAGCUGGCCACCAAGAUCGGCCUCCAGCGCCUGGCCAAGAAGAAAGAGAGCACGGGCAUCUGUUUCGUGGGCAAGCGCAACUUUAAGGACUUUAUAAAGGAGUACAUAACUUCCAGGAAGGGUCCCUUCCUAGACGUCGACAGUGGAGCUGUGGUUGGUCACCACGAGGGCAUCCAUCAGUGGACAGUGGGCCAACGUUGCCGCCUGAGCUCGUUCCUGCAGCCCUACUUCGUAGCCAAAAAAGAGGUCGCCAGCAAUAGCAUCUAUGUGGCGGCUGGCCACGAUCACCCCGCCCUUCUAAGCACCCACAUAAACAUCGACGCACCCAAUUGGCUGUGUUCCCAGUCCCAAAGAAGGCUGGCGGACACGGGCAACCUGCGAUGCCGCUUCCGAUUCCAGCACACCAAGCCCCUUGUGGGCUGCCAACUGAGGAUCUCUCCCAGAAACCACUUCCAAGUCCUGUUGGAUGCUCCCUUGAGAGCCAUAACGCCUGGACAAUAUGCUGUGUUCUACGAUGACACAGCUUGUUUGGGUUCGGCCCGCAUUUUGAGCGCCGACCCUCUUAAGACACCCCUAGAGGCACAGCAGAACCAGGUUGGAAAUCUAGUUAGUUGAUUAUUCCGCUGGAAAGACAUUGUAUAUACCAUAAAGCAGCCUGAAUACAUCUAGGAACAUUGAGUGGCCGUCAGCGUU